Varanus komodoensis (Komodo dragon) is the source of this 935-nucleotide messenger RNA. Its product is annotated as lysosomal membrane ascorbate-dependent ferrireductase CYB561A3. The record is from RefSeq and is a predicted model, not a curated record. The transcript is spliced from 3 exons. NCBI's taxonomy places the organism in Eukaryota, Metazoa, Chordata, Lepidosauria, Squamata, Varanidae. Gene Ontology annotation, cellular component: lysosomal membrane. The coding region runs from base 339 to 935 and encodes 198 amino acids. Gene Ontology annotation, molecular function: oxidoreductase activity.
GGUCGGGUGCGGAAAGUUUGCAACGAUAUCGAAAGGGAUCUUAUGCGUGCCUUUGCUAGGAUGCGUGUCUUUUUAACCCAAGGGAAGGAAAUAAUGACAGGUGCAUGAGGGCACCCAGGGAAAUUUAAAAGCAGAAGAAAAGAAGAGACCACAGUGUUUCCAAAACGUCCUUGAAGAGAGAAUUGAUCCUCCUUGCCUUCUCCCGUCUCUCCGAGAGCGAAGCCUCGCCGAGAGAACUACAUUUCCCAGAAAUCCACUGAAGGGGCAGGCUGGAUGUGUUAAUUGGGCGGGGGCCUAAACUGCGAUCAAGAGGGUCUUAAGGGCUUAGUCAGAGUAAAAUGAGCCGCAGCGUCGAAGGGUCUGUAGAACUUUGGAACUGCUUUUCCCGGCGCUCCCCGCGCCUCAGGCGAAAACCAGGUGUGUUUCCUGCUAACAGCGAGAUGCCUGGGGUCCCAUUCUUGCCAUAUUCCAUUCUACUGGGAAUUCUGGGGAUUGUGUGUGUGGGUUUCACCAUUUACUGGAGCCAACACUGGCUUGGAGGCUUUGCCUGGGAUGGCUCUACUAAAAUGUUUAACUGGCACCCAGUUCUCAUGGUGACCGGCAUGCUGUUCUUGUACGGUGCAGCAGCCCUGGUGUAUCGAUUUCCCUGGUCCUGGGAAGGGCCCAAGCUUCCGUGGAAGCUGGUCCAUGCAGCACUGACCUUGACCACAUUUGUCAUUACUGUUCUGGGCCUGGUGGCUGUCUUUGAGUUCCACAACAAGAAUGAGAUACCUAACAUGUACUCACUGCACAGCUGGCUGGGGCUAUCGGCUGUGAUAUUCUUCUCCUGUCAGGUGAGUAAGAACCUCAUAAUUGUAUGUAUAUAUUUUAAAAGCUGGCAUGUCCCACCUGUUUCCCUGAGAGGAGACUUAAUGUACCAAAAAAGUGGAGGGUAA